AUGAAUGGCAACCUCACGAGCUUGACUACCAAUCUCGUAUGGGGGGAGCUUCCACCGGAUCAAUGCGAUGUGGUCAACUUUUCCCAUUAUACUGAUGUCAAUAUGGCGGCUCGGUGCCUUGGCGCCGGCGAUGUCACCAACAAAGAUGUUGGUUUUUGGAAGCAGUGGCGUGAUACGCAGAUCAAGAUAUCCAAGAUUGCCGGCGCAGCCUUCUUCAAGUGGCGUGCACAGUGCUCAAGCUGGAUGGCGGUAUCAAACUGGCGGUACGAAGACCCAUUUGCAUCACCAAAGCCUUCAAAGAACGCAUCGAAUCCAGAAGAAGGACUCCCCGCUGCACCGUUGCUGUUCCUAUCUACCCGAUACGAUCCAGUGACACCGCUUAAAAACGCACGUGAGAUGAGCAAAAACCACCCAGAAUCUGGGCUGUUGAUUCUCGAAGACGUUGGCCAUGCUACAAUAGAUAGGGGCAACAGCAGCUGCAUGCGUGAUGCUGUAUCGACGUUUUUUGACUUGGGCGUUGUACCGAAAGGUGAAAAGAUUUGCGAUGACACGGUGUCUGAUCCUUGGGGGCAGCCGUCUAGUUUCUCGACGGAGUUUAUGCGUCUUGGGCUGUUUACCCUAUAAGUUGAUAGAUAUAAUGACGAUUUAUAUAGGGGGUAUACUGCGUGCUAAGGCAUCUUGCCUACUAGUCAGAGGCAUUGGCUUGUUUCCUUCACAUCGUUUAUAG
Messenger RNA from [Torrubiella] hemipterigena, 727 nucleotides. The record is from the annotation of a GenBank genome assembly. NCBI's taxonomy places the organism in Eukaryota, Fungi, Ascomycota, Sordariomycetes, Hypocreales, Clavicipitaceae.